GGGGUUGUGAAAGGACACUCUUCUGAGCUGCCCUGAAGCCCCCCGUGCCUGCGGGAGGCGGCGGGAGCGGGCGGGGCCGGGAUGCGGAGCGGGCGGGGCCGGGAUGCGGAGCGGUCCCGCUCCCUCCCAUCCUGCCCCGCGCGGGGCCCGCCCUGCCCGCCGCCCGCCACCAGGGGGCGCCCGCGCCGCGCCACCACCGCGGUGUCACCUCCCUGGGAACAUCCCAGCAUCCCAUCGCGGGUGUGGGACCCGACCUGGGCACAUCCCAGCAUCCCAUCGCGGGUGUGGGACCCGACCUGGGCACAUCCCAGCAUCCCAUCGCGGGUGUGGGACCCGACCUGGGAACAUCCCAGCAUCCCAUCGCGGGUGUGGGACCCGACCUGGGCACAUCCCAGCAUCCCAUCGCGGGUGUGGGACCCGACCUGGGCACAUCCCAGCAUCCCAUCGCGGGUGUGGGACCCGACCUGGGCACAUCCCAGCAUCCCAGCAUCCCAUCGCGGGUGUGGGACCCGACCUGGGCACAUCCCAGCAUCCCAUCGCAGGUGUGGGACCCGACCUGGGCACAUCCCAUCACCCCAUCACGGGUGUGGAACCUGAACUGGGCACAGUUGUGAUGCUUCAGGGGCUUUCAGCCUCUGUGGAACUGCUCAGCUAAAACCUCUGCACUGCCACUUUAUGGAAAUGAGCAGAAUGAGCCUUUCCUGGCAUCUGUAACUUCUGUGCACCCUUUCAUGUUUUUUUCCCCCUUGUGCUGGAA
This is a messenger RNA of Myiozetetes cayanensis, 757 nucleotides long. RefSeq names its product fibronectin-binding protein A-like. The transcript is spliced from 3 exons. NCBI's taxonomy places the organism in Eukaryota, Metazoa, Chordata, Aves, Passeriformes, Tyrannidae. The coding region runs from base 82 to 597 and encodes 171 amino acids. The record is from RefSeq and is a predicted model, not a curated record.